Pteropus alecto (black flying fox) is the source of this 693-nucleotide messenger RNA. RefSeq names its product SWI5 homologous recombination repair protein (gene SWI5). NCBI's taxonomy places the organism in Eukaryota, Metazoa, Chordata, Mammalia, Chiroptera, Pteropodidae. The record is from RefSeq and is a predicted model, not a curated record. Gene Ontology annotation, cellular component: Swi5-Swi2 complex; Swi5-Sfr1 complex. The transcript has 5 exons. The annotation marks the transcript as partial. Gene Ontology annotation, biological process: double-strand break repair via homologous recombination.
CUGGCGGACCUGAGAGGCCUCUCUCCCGGCCACGCCCUGGACCGUCCUGCACUGCAAACCCCCCCGAAACGGGGGCCCCGGACCCCGGGGCUCAGGAGGACCCAACCAGGACUUUCCAAAAGUUGCCGCGGGGCUUUCCGAUCCCCGCGGCCAUCGCCCAAGUCUGGCCAGGCUGAUAGGGCCAGCGAAGAUUCUCUGCACCUUGACAUUCAGAAACUGAAGGAGAAGAGGGACAUGCUGGACAAGGAGAUCGCUCAGUUAAUAGCUGAAGGCUACAGUGUAGAUGAACUAGAGGACCACAUCUCCCAGCUCCAUGAGUAUAACGACAUCAAGGAUGCAGGCCAGAUGCUACUGGGCAAAUUAGCUGUGAUCCGAGGCAUCACCACCAAAGAAUUGUAUCCGGAAUUUGGCCUAGACAUGAAUGACUGAGCAGAGGCUCACAGCCCCUUGUCCACGGCCCUCCAAGACAGGCAGAUAUGGACACGAGAAGCACUGAGAGCCCAACCAGCACGCCUACAGGCUUACCAGCAAGAAAGCGUCAGAAGCCUUUUUCUGGAGAACCCAACCUGAGUCGGGAGGGAACCCAGCAAAGAAGGGGAGCCCAGCUCCAAGGUUCCCGAGAUGUCCCAAUGAUACGUGUGUAUGUGCGUGUAUCCCAUUUGUAAAUAAACAUGUGAACAAUCUUGGUGUGAA